GUAAGACCGGCAGGUAUUCCUGUUGUACCAGUAUAUGAAGAAGAUGAGCCAAGCAGUAGACGCAAAGUUCAGAGGAUAACUUCUCCAGAGAAGUGGGAAAUAAAACAGGUGAGACUAACCUUCGUACAACAGGCACUUUGGGAUUGAGCAUCGUAGGAAGGCGGCAAAAGUCAAGUCUUUUCAGUCAUCUGUUUUUUUUUUUUUUUUUCAGAAAGCGUGUUCAUGAAGAUUUAGAGGACCUUUGUUAAAUAUGUUUUGUGGUUUUCUUCAAACUCCCAUUGUUACAAGUUUUCUAAGUAUGGGAGCAAUUUUUAUGAAGGAAGAGGGGUUGAACAACGUCAAUGCUCGUGCUGUUCUAGAAAGUAUGGUUUAUUGUUUUAAAAAAUAGUUUUAGUUUGUUAGGAAGGUUUGUUUCCUAACUUACCCGAUUUGCCUUGAUGGAGUGUCCUAAACACCCACUUCAAACACUCUACAUAAAAUUGACCUUGUUUAGUACUGGUCAUGGAAUGGGUCUAGAUACCAUGAUGGUCACUGUUAGGUACACGGUCACAAAACGGAGGGACUAAAGAUUUGUUAUUAAACGUCCUAGUAACUGGCACUGCUUACAUGUGUGGAUGGUAUUUUAGCUAAUUUCAGCUGGUGUGUUAGACAAGGCGGACUACCCUGAUUUUGAUGAAGAAACGGGUAUCCUUCCCAAAGAUGAUGACUCAGGCAAGUAAGAGUACUAUGAAUUGGCACAGAAACGUUGACUAGCCUUUAAUUAGCCGGUUUGUCAGUAGUAGAGGGCAGUCUUAAGGUAUUCAUUCUCAGAUCUAUUGAAAGAACUAGGGUAUUCAGUCAAUAGCCGCCCAACGUUAUUAAGGGCCAUUUUGUACUGAAAGAAGUAUUUCAGUAAUACAUUUGUUACAAAAGACAGGUGAGUCCUGGGGCAAAAUACUAAUACUAAUAAUAAUACUUUAAUUAUCCUCUCCACUUUUGGGGCUUUUCAGGGAUAAUGAACAAAUAAUUUAAAUGGAACAUAACACUGAUAAGGUGGUUUAAAAUCCCAGCUGUAGAUUGCGAAUCAAUUGGCUAUUUUACAAGCGUGGCCGACGAUUUGAACUCGGGACUACCGAGAACAAAUCCAGGGCUAGACUUGAACUCGGGGCCGCCGAAUUAAAAGUCCAGCGCUCUCCGUGACAAUCAUCUCAUUUUAUUUUCUACUUUAUUAGCUUCGCCUAUUACUAAACAAUGAAUAAUAAAUAAAUGCUUAAUAGGCAGAGGUGCCACAACAGCGAUGAGCCAAUUACUGUGGUCUCAUAGGUUUGUGUACCGUGUGAAAGAGGCAUGAAGGAGGCUCUGUGAUCCAGUAUGAAACGGUCAAUCAUAAACUCCAUAUACCGGUGGCAAGCUGACAAAGUACAGGGACGUAAUUAGUUGCUUAGAUAGCAAGUGCCUCUUGCUCCGCCCUUCCUUAAUAUUGUCUAACGCAUUCCUCUCACCUUGAUAAUAUCAAAGCAACCUGUUGUAUGAACCUUGUGACUAGCAAUUAUGACAAGCUACGGCCGGUCAACCCACGAAUGUCCUUAUUAUCGCCGAGAUUAAUACAACAUUAAUUUCGUUAUUUUUAUUUAUUUAUUUAUUUUUUUUGACUGGUUUUAUCUCACAGAUGAAGAUAUCGAAAUUGAAAUAGUUGAUGAGGAGCCACUGUUUUUACGAGGGCAAACUAAACUUAGUGUAGCCAUGAGUCCAGUGAAAAUUGUAAAGGUAGGAGAACAGAAACAGUUAAUAAACUAAGCGAACUGGUCAUGAUCUUAGAUUCUUUGUUUGAGGAUUUCAAGCUAAAAUGUCCAGUGAGAAUAACGUUUUUGGCUACGCUCCUGUUCACAACCAAACACGGAUUAGUUCCUUUAAGCCGGUUAGUUUGAGUUUUGGCGUUUUGUGCAAAGAUAGAUGUUAUUUGACAUCUUAUCAGCCAACAGAUUCUUGUUAGGGUUACUGUGUCUCCUUUUUUGGUUUGUGAAUGUCAUAACGGCAAAGGCUUCACAAAUAAGCACCGAGAAAAAAAUAUACCUUUACUCAGUUCGUGUGAUGAUAAAAAGCUUUACAGCAAGUUGGUCGUAAUUAUGUGAAUAGUGUUCUAAUUUUUGGGUCAAACUGAGCUGAACUGGAUUAAAAUUAACUAUCCUCGGUCAUCUUUUGCCAUACUGAGCUUCUGAUUAUUGUUGGUUUAUAGUAAUUUAGCAAACGCGUGCUAUUGUUAUUUUUCUAUUUGUUCUUCCAGUUGCUGUUAAUCUGUUGAACUUUUGUAUUUCGUUUUUUGUUUGUUUGUUUGUUUUUUUACUGUUUUGCCCCCCUUUUUUCGCCCUGUUGCUGUAAAGUUUAUUGUAACGUUAUGUUGAAUGAUGUUAAAUGAAUAAAUUAUAAAGAAAAGAAUACUAGGGGGCUCUGAAAACGGAGCUCCAAAACAAGAUAUGAAACGACUCUCUCAAAGGGAAAACAGAGAAUAUGUGUACUGUAUCGUACAUAGUUGAUCUUUCCCACAGAGCUUCCAAUGUCAUUAUUUUGUAGGCUUCCUUUACUCUUUUUGGAUUUUUAUAUGGUACAGCUACAUUGAUGUCGGUUUGUUGUCUACAAUGUUUCCUCUAUGUCUUGGCCAAAGUUCUUUUAAUGUACAUUUUUCAGAACCCUGAUGGCUCCUUGCAACGGGCCGCAAUGACUCAGAGCGCUCUAGCCAAAGAAAGAAGAGAACUGAAACAAGCUCAGCGAGAGGCACAAGCAGAUAGUAUACCUAAAGACCUUGGCAAACUCUGGGUUGAUCCUGUUCCAGAUUGUAAGAACCUUUUUUUGUUAAUUGUAUGUUGUUAUUGUUGUUGUUUUUGUGAGUAAACAACUUAGGAAAUGAAACUUGCACGCCGAUUUUUCUCACUGGUUAUAUUACUGGUUUUCAUAAAAUCUAAAUUUGUCUUUGAUCAGCAGUGUCUUUAUCGGUUUAUGUCACUCUGAAAUUAUGAUUUACCUAGUGGUUGACCACCCCUUGUAGUUAAUUGAUGCUGCAUCGCCUUUCUGUGGCGUCCUUUCAUUUGGCUUUUUUUUUUCACAGUGGAUGGAAAUAAGCCAAUAUUCGCUCAAGAUUUGCGGGGAGUCGGAUUGGCAAAUGACGACAUGCCCGAGUGGAAACGUGCCACGUUUGGUGGAAACAAAGCUUCAUAUGGAAGGAAAACCAAUUUAUCUAUACUGGAACAGAGGCAAGGAUUACCCAUAUACAAAUUACGAGAGGAGCUGUUAAGGGUAUGUAUAGGUAGCUUUCCUCGACGUAAUGCACUACUUACUUUAGUCACUUUGUUUCGCGUAUGAAUCAGUAAUACCGUAAUCUGCGACUUAGAGAUCCCCUAGUUGUAGGCCCAUCUACUUGUAAACAAAGAAAUACAGAAGACUCUCCCGGAUAUAGGCCCCCCUCCAAAUGUACUGAAAUGAAUUGGAUUUAUUACGACGUUUUGUAGGUCAAUUAAAAACCCGUAAGUGCAAAACGUACUUUGAUCAGCACUGCGGCGGCGGCGGCGGUGGUGGUGGUGAUGACCACCUUGUACCUUGCUGAUUUCUCAGGGGAAAGAUAACCUCAAUGUUUUGAGGAUCGAAAUUUUAUUGGCGCAAAGCGUCCGUUUGGCUGACUCGCGACCACUUCAUCGCUUUAGUCUUCGGUAGUUUGUCCGGUAAACAAAUUUUUUGUUAUUGCAGGCUGUCCAUGAAAACCAAGUACUUAUUGUAAUUGGAGAGACGGGUAGCGGAAAAACAACACAGAUAACGCAGUACCUAGCAGAGGAAGGUUUUCUUUCUGUUGGAAAACUUGCUUGUACUCAACCCCGACGAGUUGCCGCCAUGUCUGUCGCUAAAAGAGUGUCUGAAGAAUACGGCUGUCGCCUUGGACAGGAAGUAGGCUACACGAUUCGAUUUGAAGACUGUACAAGCUCGGAAACUAAGAUUAAAUACAUGACAGACGGCAUGUUACUGAGGGAGUCACUGCUUGAUCCUGACUUGAAUCAGUACGCGAUUGUUAUACUCGACGAGGCACACGAACGCACGAUAAGUACUGAUGUUCUUUUUGGUUUAAUGAAGAAAACGGUAAAAAAGCGACCAGAUUUGAAGUUGAUUGUAACAUCGGCCACCUUGGAUGCCGUAAAAUUCUCGACGUAUUUUUUUGAAGCUCCCAUAUUUACGAUUCCCGGACGAACAUUCCCAGUGGAGAUUUUAUACACAAAAGAAGCAGAAACAGAUUACCUCGACGCUUCAUUGAUCACUGUCAUGCAGAUUCAUUUAACGGAACCUCCUGGCGAUAUUCUCGUCUUCUUAACAGGUCAGUGAACUGAUUAUACAGUGCAUUAUAAAGACUUGACAAACUAAUGAGACUAAGAAAGUCACUACUCUUUUGUUCGUAACCGUUUGAGAUAUGAAAUCUGUUCUCUUGAGAGCUGAUCAGAACCGUGGAGAGUGUGUCGUGUGCGGGUAGUGAAACACCAAAACGUAGAUCAGUGUUAAAUAAGGAAGCUAAAAGACUUUUGAGUCACUAUUUAAUUUUUCGUGGAAGCAAAUUAACGAUUUGUUGGUUGUCUGUUGUUCUUAUUUCGAACCGUGAACUUAUUGGAAGGACAAACCACAAAGUAGUCUUUUACUUAUGAAUCACACGGUCAGUUAAAAGACUUUUAUACAAUCUGUUGAGAUAAAGUUGUUUUUCGUGUAUCCAGUCCAUAUUGUCUGCAUCCAUGCACCCUAUCAUCCCCAGGCUGUAUUUGGUUUUAGUUUAGCCAAUUCUAAGUCGACGCUGGUAAGUUCUGAAUAUACGCAAAGUUGCUUGGACUAACCCCUCUAUAUUGAACCGCUUUUUUUUCAUACAAGUUGAAUUUGGGGUGCUAACGUUCGGCGUCAAAGGCUAAUUUUUGUUUUCGCAGGUGUUGAACGCCGUAUAGGGUAACCCUCUAUCGUCUUUCUUUUUCGGAACUGUGGUAGAUUAGGACUGAAAUGGAAAGAUGUUAAAAGGCGUUUUAUCGUACGCUUAUCCGAGCAACAAUUGGCUACGCCUUCUGCUCUUAAGCAUUUUCUUGUGCAUUAUAUGAAGUUGCUUUAAAUUCCACUAAUUACGUUUAGGCCAAGAGGAAAUCGAUACAGCGUGUGAAAUACUGUAUGAAAGAAUGAAGAGCUUGGGCCCCGAUGUUCCCGAACUUAUCAUCCUGCCUGUGUACAGUGCUUUACCAUCGGAGAUGCAAACCAGGAUAUUCGACCCUGCCCCUCCUGGCAGCAGAAAGGUCUGUGACUAACCACCAAACCUCCAUUAUGUUGAAUAGGCUGAUUAGUUUAAUAGAAAUGAUGUCAUUAUCCAUGCGGACAGCUUGAAAAUUUUGAUUCUUUAAAUGAAUGCAUUAUAUUUUUGAUGCAUGACUUUUUGGAAUGGCAAAAAAUGGAUGGAACGAAAUUGAAAACCCGAUGCGUUUGGAGAUGGUGAUGAAUGUGGUCAUCAGUGGUUCAACUGUAAGAAUAGGAAAAUUAGGGUGACCACGUGAAAGUUCCACACACAAUUGCUGUUCAUAAUCUUUUCAUGUAUUCAUAUUUAAAAUAAUUGUAUGAAGUACGAGCUGUUACAACGUAACACCAGUUUAAAAUGCGAUUUCUUGGUAUGUGGAUAUCUUUGCAGGUCGUAAUUGCCACUAAUAUUGCGGAGACAUCGCUAACCAUUGAUGGUAUAUACUAUGUGGUUGAUCCAGGAUUUGUGAAACAAAAUGUCUACAAUUCUAAGUCUGGAAUUGAUGCCUUGGUUGUCACUCCUAUCUCACAGGUUAUUUAUUUAUCUAGUUUACUUAUUUUUCUUGUUUAAAGAAUUUUCCUUAUGAAAUAAUAAAAAAGGUAAAGUCAGAAAAAUGACGCAACACUUGAAAAUCGAUGCUUGCUAAAAUAUCGGUGGACGCUACCCAUCGUCUUCAUUCAUUUCAACCAAGUUCCGAGCUGGUUGAAAAAGUUGACCAACCAACUCAACCGACCAAAAACGGUUUCUUUGUUUCUUUUUUCCAAUAGAAUACGAAAAAACCUUAGCCACCCGCCCAACUGAAAACGGUUGAUCCGAAUAGGACACGACUGAUUAUGUUAUAAUACAAAUGGUAAACUGCUGAGCGUGUACUAUUGAGUUAUGCUUGCCCUUGGGGUGGAGUAUUGUUAAGCACUAAGAAGCUACGGUCAUACCCGGCUAUCGCCUAUGGAGACUUUAAUGCCUCUGUAAUGCCUAGCAACCAUUUAAGCAGUACCAAACUUUUUCUGUGCCUGUAUAGCCUUACAUCAUGGAUAAUAAAAAAAAGCUCCAUGCUGAUAUAAUACUCAAGGGCUGGGAUUUUUUUAGAAAGUUAUGCAAACCCAACUGUCACCCAACACCUUCUCGUUUGUAUAUCAGCAUGGGUAGUAGAAAGGUCUUUUAUUAUCCACGAUAUCAGGCUAUGCAAACACGUGAAAAGUUUUCUAUUGCUUAAAUUACACGAGAGCAUGAGAAAAGUCCAAGAGUCUCCCUAAAGGGUUGUAUAAUACAGCAAAGAAUUCAGUUCUGUUACUUUUUUAAGAAUACCUUCUCGAAGAUGUAAAGUAGUCCGCUGAGAGGACAUGUGCUUACUGGCAAUGAAUAGUCUGUACUCCAGUAAACAUGAAAAAGAAAAAAAAUGCAAUGCCCGGUACUUAUAAUCCGGAGUAUAAACGAUGAAGCAGUGUGUUACGAGGACAAUUGUUUUCCAAAGGAAAAAUUCAUAUAAUUUAAUAGUUUGUUUCACUCAGUGUACCUUGUUUUUUCAAUACGUUUGUUUUUUAUUGCUUAUAUGUUUGCUGUGCAUUAUGUGUGGAAAACGUAUGUAACAAGAUAGAUACUUUGUCGUGACAAGUGACAACGAACUGGAUAUCCUUCAAAAACCACGUGCUUGUAAAACAAAAUCAUUCAUCAAGGCAGCCACGUUGUGUAGCGACUAAUCUGCACGUGCACUGUUUCAAAAACGUGAUUCAAGACUUUUAGCACGCAAGGUUGGAUCGGCGGCCACAGGCAAAGUUAUACUUUUUACAGAUGUGGUUCGCGGACAUUUGACUUACAACAUACAGAGCGGGGGCUGUGUCAACUAUUAGUAGUAGUUUGAUUUUAGGGUUUUCAGGGUUAUUUACCCCUUUUUGCUUUAUUUCUUUUGACUAUAAAUGUCUUCGAAAUGAUUGACGUACUUUUAUACUAUUAAAUUGUUGGGCUUGAAAAACAAAAAGAAAAUGGGCGAUUGUUCCGAAGAUUAGGCGUUAGCGCACUAGGAGAACAAUAGAAAUGACCUAACGGACGGACUAAGGUAGGCGCUGACACAGAGCUUUACUGGCUGUAGGCCAAUAAGUACAAAAACUAUUUGUUACGUGCGCUGAUUAAAAGAGAUUCUUACUGGCGGCGAAGUGUUGUACACACCUAGAACUGGGUGCCUUAGAUAGGGACUAUUGUUCUAUAGUCCUUGGUAGAUGUCUUUUUGUAUCAAGAGAUUUAGCUGUUAAUGCAUAAGGUUUUUCCUCUGACGGAUGGACAAACAUAUAACACCGAACUGAUGAUAGUGAAUACAUAGCGUUUGAUAGGUAUUUUUUUAACUGCAGGAGAAAGAACAACACGUGAACGAUGAUCACACUUUUGUUCCUAACUUAAAAAGUUGCACAAAAAAAAACGCCAAAAUAAACCUAUGACGUUUGCGAUGACAGAGUAAUUCUCCACACACUGCGCUAUCAAGCCAACUGGUUCGCUGGUUAUCUGUUUAUUUCGCACCGUGGGUUUACUUAAGGAGGCUUUGUGGUUGAACAGUUUUUGGAAAAGGGUGUGAAUUGAGUGUGUCCAAAAAUGGCAGCCACUGAUUGUGCCUAGGACCCAAGCUUACAAAAACGUGAACCUUGUAUAACAAAUCUUUCAUCAUCAUCAUCAUCAUCAUCAAUCUUUAUUUAUACACGAAAUCGUAUCAUUUUACAUGGUCUUCCUAGGAAUCGUGUUUAAAACUAGACUAAAAUACUCUAAGGGAACUAUUGACUAUAAUUAUGUUAAAAAUGCAAAAACUUACAUGAUGAAUAAUAAGAGUUACAAUGGGUCAUGGUGUAUUAGAAAAAUCUUUCCCAUGAAUUGAAGUUUUAAAAACAUUUAAACUAGGCAGUUUUCUAAUCUCUGAGGGAAUCUUGUUCCACAGAACAGAUCCUCUGUAGUGUAGGCUCCCUUUUGCAGACUCAGUUCUGGGUCUGGGGACAAUAAUUUAACUCAGAAUUUCUAAGAUUGUGUGAAUGUACAUUUGAGGUGUUGGUAAAGAUCCGCCUCAGAUACGAUGGGGAAAGAUUAUUAUGGAUUUUAUACAUUGUCACAGCCAACUGUUUAAGUCUUACAUAUUCUAGCCUUUCCCAGCCAAGCUCAUCCAACAAAACACUUGAGCGAACGUCAUAGUUAGAAAAGGUGAGAAUUCUAGCAGCCCUAUUCUGCAGCUUUUGAAGUUUGUCUGCUAGUCCCUUAUUGAUAUUACCCCAUACGGCACUACAGUAAUUAAAAUAUGGCAUUACCAGUGCAUUGUACAUAUUCACUCUAGUAUCAAAUGGUAUAAAAUGACUUACACGCCUUAAGAUAGCAAUACCAGUUGAUCUUUGUUGAUCUUCCUCUCGUCCACCCAACACAGUAGUGCUGCCUUAAUAUUACAAGAUAAGUGUCUUCACCUUUUCAUUGGCAGGGAAAAGAAUCUUCAUACCGACAGAAGUUACCAUUUUCCUUUCCCUUCUUCUGUAACGAGUUACGAAGAUGUCUCCACUGUACCCAGCCCCAACCCACCCCACCCCCCCUUCCGCCGCUAUUGUUCGUUAUCCAUUUCUCGGCUGCCAGUUUUAACAACACUGUGUCACUGUUAUCUUGCAGGCCCAGGCCAAGCAACGUUCCGGUCGAGCUGGCAGGACAGGGCCUGGUAAAUGUUACCGUUUAUAUACUGAGCGUGCGUACAGAGAUGAGAUGUUACCGACCGCUGUCCCUGAGAUACAGCGGACAAACCUUGCUAGUACUAUUUUGUCACUCAAGGCCAUGGGAAUCAAUGAUCUUCUUUCCUUUGAUUUUAUGGAUCCACCUCCUAUGGAGGUAAGUGUAGAAAUCGGCCUUUAGGCGUUUACUUGGAGAAAUAGAGGAUAUUUUCUUUUAGCAUAUACUAAAACAGUGGAUAGUGUUUUUCGUGCGCUCUGAUUGGCCACUCUAUCAGUGAAUAUCCUGCACUAUUCACUGAUUCACCUCCAGUUCCUCCAAGCGAGCGACGCCAAACUCGGGUAAGUUGCGAGCAAAAUGCCUUCCUAGUUUGCUGCCGUAACAAGCAAAGAAAUUUCACAAUUAAUCAAGCAAGCUGUUCCCGAAAUACAUGAAGAAGGUGACGAAGUUCGGUUUGGAAGUUUUAACAGAAGAAGCUUAAGCUUUGUCUUUUUGACUUUGUCUUUUUGACCGGUGAAAAAGUUUUUUGUUUAUCUGUACGGCCGACGUCCCUUGGAUGAACGAGAGUUUGAAAUCUCUUAUUAUGAAGAGACAAAAGGCGUUUUGUACACAUGGCCCUGACUCAGCUCAAUUUAAAUACUUUCGUAACCUUGUCAACCGACAGAGGAAAAUCUGCAAAGGGAAAUACUAUGAGUCAAAGAUCCAGCACCUAAAAGGAGAAAACCCGAAAAGGUGGUGGGAUGAAACAAAACGCCUCUGCGGCCUAAAGACCUCCCACAGCGAUUUAGCUGGCCAGAUUAAAAUCGAAUGAUUCUCAGAACUGCCUUUCAAAGAGCAAACCAAAAGCCAUCAAUGUCGCUCUCCUAAAACCACUCGGGGAGUAUAAACUACCAGCUCCUUUUGAACGGGUUCCUCUCGAGUCCGACUCGCCCGAGAUCUUAAGGGUAACCGAACAGCACGUACAAAGAGCACUGGAUGUCCUCAAUCUAAGAAAGGCCUGCGGACCGGAUAGAACACCCAGCUGGCUGCUGAAAGAAUACUGCGACCUGGUGGCCUAUCUCAUCACGGAAAUCCUGAAUGCCUCCUAUGCUGAACAGCAUCUUCCCACCAUCUGGAAAAUGGCUGACGUGACUCUCCUUCCCAAAAAGAAACCAGUGGUCGACAUUCAAAAGGAAUUGAGACCGAUAUCCCUGACUCCCUGUAUUUCUAAAGUGGCGGAAGAGUUCGUCGUGGAUGGUUUCGUGAAACCUGCGGUCAUGAACAUCCUCGAUGACAACCAGUACGGAGCCAUCCCAAAUUCCUCAACUACAAUGGCGCUAAUUAGUAUGCUGCACAGCUGGUCCUUGGGUACGGAUAGAAACGGAGCCACCGUAAGAACAUUAUUAUUGGACUACCGUAAAGCGUUUGAUUUCAUAGAUCAUAGUAUACUCGUUAGAAAGUUAGAAAGUCUGAGGUAGUAGUAAAGGGUGGAGAAAGUCACGUGCAAGCAAUGGCUAACAGAGUAAUUGAGUGGUCUCGCGAGGACAGGGUCCAACUAAACGCCGAUAAGUGCAAAGAACUCAGGAUCUUCUUUGCUAAAGAGCAAAGAGUCUUUGAUCCCGUCAUCAUAGAAGGAAAGGAGGUAGAGUUAGUUACUAGUACAAAGCUACUACUAAGAGUACUAAGGCCUUACAAUAGCGAACGAUCUAACAUGGAACGACCAUGUAACUGAGAUAACCAAAAAGGCUAGCAAGAGACUCUAUUUCCUAACUCAAUUAAAGAGAGCGGGAGUUCCGAAACAAUAUCUAGCACUGUUCUACGUAUGGUGCUUGAGAUCUGUUAUUGAUUAUGCAGCACCUGUAUUUUCAACGGUGUCCCCCAGUACUUAAAGAAAGAGCUGGUACGGCUCGAGAAAAGAGCAAUAUCAAUAACAACCUCAGGAAAGUGCAACUCGGUAAUAGAGGUGGGGUUAACACCAAUUUUGGAGCAUUAUUACGUACUAUGUAGCAGGCUUUUUGAUAACAUUGCCAGUGAUCUAAACUAUAAAUUGAAGGCGCUCCGUCCACCAGACUGUGACAACAACUCACGCUAUAACCUAAGACGACAGCGCCUUUUUAAUAUGCCAAAGCUUUGCACGAACAGAACAAGUAGUACUUUUAUAUAUGCGAUGUCGAAACAGUCUGGGCUGUAGUUUUAUCCCACUUAUAUUCAUUCUUUAUAUUUUAACAUAUUUCAAUAUGAAUAUGUUAUAUAGAAUUUUUAAUAUUUUCUUAAAAAUCCGUUUUCGACUUAUUGCCUAGGAUUCAUUUGUAAUUUUCAAGUACUGUAAAGUUUUUGUAAAUAAUUGCGUAAUUCAGCCUUUGGCUGCGAUGCAGUUUUAAUAAACUAUCUAUCUAUCUAUCUAUCUAUCUAUCUAUCUAAAUGCAAAUUAAGCUUAAGUCUUGCGUUACUUUAUUUAGUUGACUUGUUCAUAUAUAAGCUUAAAACUAAAUUUAAUAAUCUUUUUUUACAGAAUGAUUUUAAAUACAAAUAGAAUUCACAACUCCUUUUGAAGAAAUUUCCCCGCAAGAGCUAAACAAAUGCCUUUAAAAGUUUUAUUUGUGGGCAAGAAAAAGCGACGGCCGCGCCCGUUGGGUCAUUACGCCACAAAAUUGUAAUCGUUGGCAACAGUAUUUGAGUUAAUCAUAAUUUUUGUGCUCAGUUAUCUCACUGUUUUAGUGGUGGAUAUUUAGCUCGGUAAAUAACCACGACUAGCCACCUCCACUUCGGUGAAUAAUUAUUUGUUAGUCAUUGCUUGUAUAGUAGCUGCCAUUAUUAACGUAGUGUGGUAAAUGUAAUUACCAUGACUACUGAUGAUAAUGAUUGUGAUGAUUAUAAAGGUGAUUAUGAUGAUAAUAAUGAUAAUAAUAAUAAUAAUUAUUAUUAUUAUUAUCAAUUAUUAGAUUAUUAUUAGAUAAUAAACAACAAUUUUAUUCCACUUUAAAAAUAUGUACAUAAUUUACAGAAAUAUUUGAAGUAACAAUUAAGAACUACACAACAUUAAGAAUUGUAUAAAUCAUAAAAAUGCAAUCACUGUGUCAAUAACGAUUUCCCAAAUACAUUCUUACCGGCUCAGGUGCGAUCAAUAACUCUUGCAGGCAGUCCAGUGUUUUUAAUAAUAAUAAUAACAAUAAUAAUGAUUGACUUGAGUGACUGACGCUCUAGGUGCAUGGUUUGCGCCCGGCUGAUGCACAAAAAGAACACCAGCAAAGACUGUGAUAAAAGAGAUAAUAAUAAUAAUAAUAAUAAUAAUAAUAAUGAUAAUAUUAUUAUAUUAUAUUAUAUUAUUACAUUAUUAUAAUUAUAAUUAUUAUAAUAAUAUAAUUAUAAUAAUAAUAACAUUAAUGAUCAGAUAAUAUUUUUUUAUAAAAAGGAGAUGUCUAACUUUGAAAAGAUGUACAUAAUUUACAGAAAUAUUUGAAAUUAUAAUUAAGCGCUAUAUAACAUUAAAAAUUAUAUGUAAAAUAAGAAUUCAGUGUCAAUAUCGAUUUCCCAAGUACAUUCCUCUCGGCUCAGAUGCGAUCAUUUUUGGUAGCACAAUAUCACUCGCACACAGUUCAGUGUUUUAAAUUAAGUCAUGACAAAAAGAAAUUAAUCCGUUCCUGAUAUUUAAAAAAAUCAAUAAGAAGAAUAAAACCUCGUAUUCCAAAAUGGUGCCGGAGUUCUGAGUGUCAUGAUCUUGAGCUCUUCUUUUUGUCCUAGAUCCUCUAACACAAAUGAGUGCAGAUCGUAAUAUAUCUUAAUCUGAUCCAUGGCUUAGUUUUUGAAUGUUACUUUACUUUUUUGAUGGCAAUAAUAAUAAUCAUCAUCAUCAUCAUCAUCAUCAUCAUCAUCAUCAUCAUCAUCAUCAUCAUUAUAAUAAUAAUAAUAAUAACAACGAUAAUAGUAAUAAAUUAGUAUGCUGUUAAAGAUAAUCUUUCCUUAGAGCUUAGUGUGCACAGCUGAUUUGAGUUAGUUGCUUUUAAACAUUUGAACCAGUGAGGAAACAAAAGAACACUUUUUGUCUGUAAUUAUUUGUUGGCAGACUAUGAUUUCAGCUAUGGAGCAGCUGCAUUCCCUGAGUGCCUUGGACGACGAGGGUCUACUGACAAGAUUAGGGAGAAGAAUGGCAGAGUUUCCUCUGGAGCCGCAGUUGUCCAAGAUGUUAAUUCAGUCUGUCCAUCUUGGAUGUAGUGACGAGGUGUUAACCAUCGUUUCCAUGUUAUCUGUUCAGAACGUCUUCUACAGACCUAAGGUGGGCAGCUGUUCUUAUAAAAGCGUGUUAUCUCAUUUAAACAGAAAUACGUUCAGGGAACAUUGACAUCAAUUCAAUUCCCGUUACGACUGAACAAAAAACAUUGAACGAUAGUAGCGUCUUGCGAUGCAAUAAAAAAAUUCAUACAUUUUAAAUUGCAAUAUUGUGAUAAGUUCACCAAAAAAGUCUCCGUCUUUUCCAAUUGAAUUCCUUUCUGACGAACGUGUCCCCUGGUCGGCUUUGAGCGCCAUCAAUUUGCCUGAAAACAUUUAGCGACCGUGGGCUCCUAGAAUCUUGGGUUGCUUAAAUUGCAAAGAGUAACAAAAUAAAGAAGGAAGAAACUUAAACUCCAGCUACAGUUCCUAUUUUGAAUAAACUCGUAAUUUGUAUUAUAUUCUCCCCGUAUUGAAAGCUUUAACAAAACAUAGGCAUAAGGAACCAUUUUGUCUCUUUCUUUACCUCGGCAUAUCGUGCCUUAUUGGGGAAACUUCUCCAACGACUUUGCAACACAAUCCAGCGGACAGGUAUUAGGGAAAUCAAUUAGUUUAUCCACUGGAUAGCGUUAUUCAUCUUUUGAACAACUGGAGCCCGGUGACAAUUUUUGCUAUCCAGACGACUAGUGUCGGCACCAUUCGACGAUAAUCCGACCAAACACGAUCUCAGGACGCUACGAUCAGUCACGUGUACCCGGGGCCUGGAACAGGGUAACCAUACUUAUGACACUAUGUCUUGGUUUAUAACAGGAUAAACAAGCCCUCGCUGACCAAAAGAAGGCCAAAUUCCAUCAGUCCGAGGGAGAUCACUUGACCUUACUUGCUGUCUACAAUUCUUGGAAAAACAACAAGUUCUCAAACCCAUGGUGUUUCGAGAAUUUCGUGCAGGCCAGGUCGCUUAGGCGAGCUCAAGACAUCAGAAAGCAAAUGCUUGGGAUUAUGGACAGGUGAGAUUAUGGCCUGAUAGUGCACAGAUGUAAAAGAGAACUGAAACGCAGUUUUCCUUCUCCAAUGAGUUACAUGUAUUUACAUGGGAAGGUGGUUUGUUACCUCGGCGGAGCGCGAAGUAAAGGAUUCGUGACGCUCAGUAAUGUAUCAAAGUUGACUUUUUUUGACAAGAUUGGGCACGUAAAGUCUGUAGGUUUUCGGUUUUAUUCGGCUAUUUGACGAAGUGAGAGCCGAAUUAGUUCGAGAUAUGUCGAGAUCACUUCAAUUUCUUUGAUUUAUUCUUUAUCUUUUUCGAGGAAGGAAGAAUUAUUAUUUCGGCUUUCCCGGGGUUUGAACCGUUUCACCCGUGUGACCCGUCAGAUCAGAGGAGACUCUAAGUUGAGGGAUUAGCCGAUUGCGCUACUGCGACGCAAGGUGGUUCGGAAUCUGAAAAAUAGUUAUGAAAUGGUGCACUAGUUUCGGAACAAGAUUGGGCGUGCAAGUUCGUGACUUUUCGGCUUGUUUCGGCUAUUUCAAGAAAUGAGACCUGACUACUUCGUGAUAUCUUGAGAUCACUUCGAGUUUAGUCUUUAAUUUACUCGAGUAAUAAAUAGAGGAUAUUACGUGGCCGCGCAGAGACACGAAAUUUCUCUUCAAGUGUUGAAAAACAUCUCACGAGCCCUCCUUUCGAACUGUUUCAAAGUUACAAAAUGCUGCACAGACAUUUUGUUUUUGUUGAGUGUUACGUAGUAAAAUUUCUUUCAUGCGUUGCCUGACUUUCUCGAAGGUUCUCUACGUUUUUGGAUUAUUCAUGAAUAAUUAAUUAGGGCAUGUUUACAUUUCAGCAUGAGUCAGCAGAUUUGCAUCAGUUACUGAAAUCAUAAAAUAUGUCGAAAAGCUACUACUAUUCGGCUGUUUAGUAUUUUCUAGAACCUUAUGUCAAACGUUAUACAAGUUCCAAGCGAGUUCUUUUGACGAAGUAAGUUUUUUCCCACGAGCUGGACUGCUGUGUUUAGUCAAGUGUGACGAAGGUCGAUUUUCAAGUUCUAUGUUUACAAGUUGGCGGACGCCGUAAGAUAUCUGAAGUUCAAGUGAGAGUUUGUUAUUAUUGGCGAGCCUGUUUAGUUUGAAUUAUUUUCAAGCCAAGUUUGUGUGGGCGGAUGCUGUGUUUUAAAGCUCUGUAAAGACUAUGUUCCUUUGGCAUUAAACUUCCUUGUGUUAAUCCGACAUCCCUACGUGCUGAUAGUCAGUGAAUAAUUAUCCUCAAAACAUUCGAACUCAUAACAUUGAGUUUUAGCCAAUUCCAUGCUCAACGUAAUUGACUCCUUACCCAUGCCUUACAUAUCUUUAAUCAGUACAUGAGACUGCUGUGCUGUUUUUGAAGCCUGAUGUGACUAAGAAAAAUAGAGAAUUCUUUUUUCACUGUUUGUUUUGUUAGACUUGUUAUUCACCGCGAUUAACCUCAUAUUUGACUUAGGUUUAAACGUUUAGAACCAAGUCAAAUUUAGAAGCAUUUUCAUGGAGUCAUCAGAGCAUAACCGGGCUAAUAUCUCAGAGACAAUCUGUCCCGAAAUGCUAUUUUUUGGAAAGUAGGCCUCUUGGAUGUUGCUCUUUUCAGAAUAUCCUGACAAAUCCCACAAUUUCCCAAACUAACACCUCACUCUUACCAUAUUUCAUUUCUUACUAUUCCUCCGCAUUUCAGUUCCUCAACCACGACGCCGAAGUGUACGCUCCGUAGCGACUUGUAGUGCAGUUUUUACGUUUGCUCUUUAGCUCUAUAGUUACAUGUACGUGGCUCUUUUUGGCACCAACUCACCGAAGUGUAAUCUCUUUUGCAGACACAAACUUGAUGUGGUAUCCUGUGGUAAGACAACAUCUCGCGCUCAAAAGGCGAUAACAAGCGGCUUCUUCCGUAAUGCAGCAAGAAAGGACCCACAGGAGGGUUACCGCACAGUAACAGAUAACCAGGUUGUGUACAUCCAUCCUUCAAGCGCCUUGUUUAAUCGUCAACCCGAAUGGGUGGUUUAUCACGAACUUGUGCUUACUACAAAGGAGUACAUGAGAGAAGUCACCAAUAUCGAUCCCAAAUGGCUGGUUGAGUUUGCUCCAGCGUUUUUUAAGAUGGGAAAUCCCACAAAGCUGAGCAAGCGCAAAAGACAGGAAAGGCUGGAGCCGCUCUAUAACCGGUAA
Molecule: messenger RNA, 16315 nt
Organism: Porites lobata
Lineage: Eukaryota; Metazoa; Cnidaria; Anthozoa; Scleractinia; Poritidae
Source: the annotation of a GenBank genome assembly